ACACAUACAAAAAUGCUGCAAAGCCGGAAUGGGAUUGUUAAGAGGGGGUUUAAAUACCAUGUUUUGGUGUAAGCUAUUCAUUUUAGCAGUUGUACGGAUGCCAACAGAACUUCUGUCUGAAUCAGAUUAUGGCUCAACAGUCUUCAUCAGAGUGGAGCUCAGGUCUUUUUGACUGCCUCAAGGAACCACGUCCAUGUCUUUGUGCUUUCUGCUGCUUGCCUUUAUAUGCCGCCCCAAUCGCAAAGGAAUAUGGCGAGCACCCCUUGCUCCCACUGCUUGACAUACUUGGCCCAGCAGGACUCUCACUAUUUGGGAUACCAGUUUUUGUGCCCCCUGUUGCCUUGUCUCUCAGGACUGCUAUGAGAAGAAAAUAUGGAAUCAAGGGUACUAUGGGACGGGACAUCAUGCUAACCUGUUUCUGCAACUUCUGUGUCUGGUGCCAGAUGGGCCGUGAGCGUACACACCGUGAAAAUGGCUCCACAACACAAACUCGUUCCCCUGUGACAGUACAACCUGGAGCCAGUAAUAACUGACCACAGUGGUACCAGCACUGUGUCUGUGCAUGCUUCUAUCAUACUUUAAUAUUUCUAUAUUCUGACAGUUUCUGCUUCUACUAUACUACAUUUAAUAAAGACAUAGUCAUUUAUAAUAACCUAAAUUUAAAUCCAUCUGACUUCUUUAAUGAUGAAGUGCUUUAAAUUUUGCUUUUAAAAUUUGGGAUCACUAAAUAUUUUGCAUUUUAAACACUGGAUUUCUUGCUUGUUUCUAAGUUGUUCACAACUGUAGCAUCAUAUCUCUUUUGUCUGGAUAUUA
Molecule: messenger RNA, 813 nt
Organism: Melanotaenia boesemani (Boeseman's rainbowfish)
Lineage: Eukaryota; Metazoa; Chordata; Actinopteri; Atheriniformes; Melanotaeniidae
Product: cornifelin homolog B-like
Exons: 4
Coding region: 129-533 (134 amino acids)
Source: RefSeq, a predicted model, not a curated record